AUGGCGGCCGUCCGGGGCCUGCGAGUGUCGGUGAAGGCUGAGGCCUCGGCGGGGCUGGCCUUGGGGCUCCCGUCGCCUGAGGCGGAGUCCGGUUUGGAGCGUGGCGAGCCGGAGCCCAUGGAGGUGGAGGAGGGCGAGCUGGAGAUGGUGCCGGUGCGGCGCUCGCUGAAAGAACUGAUCCCGGACACAAGCAGAAGAUAUGAAAACAAGGCUGGCAGUUUCAUCACUGGGAUUGAUGUCACCUCCAAGGAAGCAAUUGAAAAGAAAGAACAAAGAGCCAAGCGCUUCCAUUUGCGAUCAGAAGUAAAUCUCGCCCAAAGAAAUAUCGCCUUGGACCGAGACAUGAUGAAGAAAGCAAUCCCCAAAGUGAGACUGGAGACAAUCUACAUUUGCGGAGUAGACGAGAUGAGUACCCAGGAUAUCUUUUCCUAUUUUAAAGAGUAUCCUCCGGCUCACAUUGAAUGGUUGGAUGAUACCUCGUGUAAUGUGGUUUGGCUGGAUGAAAUGACAGCCACACGAGCCCUUAUCAAUAUGAGCUCUCUGCCAGACCUGGAUAAGAUAAAAAGCAAGGAUGCCAAUGAGGACAAGUCAUCUGAGAAAAGCAAAAAAGACAAGCAGGAAGACAGUUCAGAUGAUGAGGCUGAAGAAGGAGAAGUUGAAGAUGAAAACUCAAGUGAUGUAGAGUUGGAAACAUUAUCUCAGGUAGAAGAAGAGUCUCUGCUAAGAAACGAUCUUCGUCCAGCUAAUAAACUUGCUAAAGGAAAUAAGUUGUUCAUGAGAUUUGCUACAAAAGAUGACAAAAAAGAACUUGGAGCAGCCAGAAGAAGUCAGUAUUACAUGAAAUAUGGGAAUCCAAAUUACGGAGGCAUGAAAGGAAUUCUUAGUAAUUCUUGGAAGCGAAGAUAUCAUUCCCGUCGCAUUCAGCGGGAUGUGAUCAAGAAGAGAGCCAUGAUUGGGGAUGAUGUUGGCUUGACGUCCUAUAAACAUCGACAUUCCGGACUGGUGAAUGUUCCUGAGGAGCCCAUUGAAGAAGAGGAAGAGGAGGAGGAGGAGGAGGACCAGGACAUGGACGCCGACGACAGGGUGGUAGUGGAGUACCAUGAGGAGCUCCCGGCUCUCAAGCAGACCCGGGAGCGGAGCUCAUCCAGGAGGUCCAGUGCUAGCAGCUCAGACUCCGAUGAAAUGGACUAUGAUCUAGAACUGAAAAUGAUUUCCACUCCUUCACCAAAGAAAAGCAUGAAAAUGACUAUGUACGCCGAUGAAGUGGAAUCUCAGUUGAAAAAUAUUAGAAACUCCAUGAGAUCAGAUACUACAUCAGCAAGCAAUAUCAAACACCGAAUCGGUAACAAAUUGCCACCUGAGAAAUUUGCAGACGUCCGACAUUUAUUAGAUGAAAAACGUCAGCACACACGCCCACGGCCAUCAGGCAGCAGCAGCACUAAAUCAGAUAUUCGCCAGCGGUUGGGAAAAAGACCACAUUCUCCAGAAAAGGCCUGUAGCCCCGCUGUCCGGAGAGAGCCCUUUUCCGAUGUGCACAGUCGGCUCGGUGUUCCCAGGCAGGACAUUAAAGGCCUGUAUUCGGACACCCGGGAGAAGAAGUCAGGUAGCUUAUGGACUCGCUUAGGAUCUGCAUCCAAGACCAAAGAAAAGAACACGAAGAAAGUGGAUCAUAGGGCUCCCGGCGCUGAGGAAGAUGACUCGGAGCUGCAAAGGGCGUGGGGGGCUCUGAUUAAGGAGAAAGAACAGUCUCGCCAAAAGAAGAGCCGCUGUUACCAGCACCCUUUUCCCAAGAAAAGUCAAUUCCCAGGUGCUUAUUGGACAGCCUUCGAGGGGGAAGAUGAGGGAAGCGGCCAGCUCACUCUUCCAGGACCCUAG
Pipistrellus nathusii (Nathusius's pipistrelle) is the source of this 1875-nucleotide messenger RNA. The record is from the annotation of a GenBank genome assembly. Lineage: Eukaryota; Metazoa; Chordata; Mammalia; Chiroptera; Vespertilionidae.